Messenger RNA from Acanthocheilonema viteae, 1878 nucleotides. NCBI's taxonomy places the organism in Eukaryota, Metazoa, Nematoda, Chromadorea, Rhabditida, Onchocercidae. The record is from the annotation of a GenBank genome assembly.
AUGGAUAUUAUUUUGCAUUUCUUAACGCUUAUUACAUUACUCCUCAAGCCAGUUCUAAACCAAUAUGUAACAUUACAUGAUGGUUCACCAUUAUUUGGCCAUGAAAUAUAUGGUGAAAAUGGUAAAUUGGUUACUGAAUUUCUCGGGAUACCAUUUGCUGAACCACCGGUUGGACAAUUGAGGUUUCGAAAGCCAAAACCAAAACAACCAUGGCGAACACCGCUUAAUGCUACGAAGAUGCCAAAUGCUUGCAUGCAGAGCUCGGAUACAUAUUUUGGUGAUUUCCAAGGAGCAACAAUGUGGAACAGUAAUGUGCCGGUGUCCGAAGAUUGUCUUUACCUCAAUUUAGUUGUACCGGGAAAAAUCAAUCGAAAUGCUCGACUACCGGUUAUGGUUUGGAUAUACGGUGGAGGCUUUUGGUCCGGAUGCAUAUCAUUGGAUGUUUACAAUCCAAAAAUUAUAACCAGCGAAGAGAAUGUGAUAUUUGUUGCAAUGAAUUAUCGUGUCAGUGUGUUUGGCUUUCUGUAUAUGGGUCGAGAAGAAGCGCCUGGCAAUAUGGGUCUAUGGGAUCAACUUCUUGCACUGAAAUGGGUUCGGAAAAAUAUCGAUUUGUUUGGUGGUGAUCCAAAUCAGGUGACGUUAUUUGGUGAAAGUGCGGGUGCAGCAUCGGUUUCAAUGCACUUAUUAAGUCCCAAAAGUGCGCCAUAUUUUCGGCGUGCAAUUGUUCAGAGCGGAAGUGUCACAGCUCCGUGGGCAAUAGAAAGCAGGGAGGUAGCAAUUGCACGUUCAGUUAUUUUAUACGAUGAUAUGCGAUGCGGAAAUAUGUCAAAAGAUCCUCAGAACUGGAAUCUUGAAAAGGUGUUGCGAUGCUUAAUGGACGCGCCAGCAGAAGCACUUCGUGAUUCGGAAUGGGCCCCUGUGAUGGAAUUCGCUGAUUUCCCGUGGGUUCCGGUAGUCGAUGGUGAUUUCUUGAUUGAGCAACCAACAACAUCACUCAAACGAGGCAAUUUCAAACUUUCAGAAUUGCUUAUUGGUUCAAACUUGGAGGAAGCAAUUUAUUUCAUUGUCUAUCAAUUGGGUGAUAUUUUCCCACCGAGAGAUUUCUUCAUAAAAAGUGAUUUUGUGACAAAUCGUGAGGAGUGGUUACGCAGUAUAUCAAAUCUAUUACCUCGACAAAUGCUAAAAGCUCCAUUGGCAUUAGCAUCGAUUAUUCAUGAAUAUGAGCCAGCUGAUCUACCAAUUAAGCCAUCUGACUGGGUUAAUUCACUGGAUAAAAUGCUUGGUGAUUUACAAUUCACAUGUAACAGCAAUGAAAUUGCAUUAGCCAAUAGUAUGCAUGGAGGUGACACUUAUUAUUAUUAUUUCACGCAUCGCUCAACUCAACAAACUUGGCCUAAAUGGAUGGGUGUCCUUCAUGGAUAUGAAAUAAAUUUCAUAUUUGGUGAACCAUUUAAUACGAAGAAAUUUACAUACACCAAAGAAGAGCAAGAAUUAAGUAUGAGAUUCAUGCGAUAUUGGGCUAAUUUUGCCCGUACUGGAAAUCCGAAUAAAAAUCCGGAUGAGACAUACACACCAGAUGUCUGGCCACGGUAUACACAAGCAACAAUGGAAUAUAUGAAUUUAACGGUGGAAUCAGAUUAUUAUGCUGGGGCAUCACGUAUUGGUACUGGGCCAAGAAGGAAACAAUGCUCGUUCUGGAAGAAAAUUCUACCAAAUUUGAUGGCUGCCGUAGCUGAUACAGGAGAUCAAGUAAUGCGCUGGAAACAGGAAAUGAAUCGUUGGGAGAAUGAAUACAUUGUUGAUUGGCAACUUCACUUCGAGCAGUACAAAAAAUAUCAAGCAUAUCGAUAUGCUGAUUCAGAAAAUGGUCAAUGCUAA